AUGACAAGCAGACUGGGCAAGGAGAAGAACUCGGAGAAUCUUGCUGGCACGCAGGCAAGAUAUGGCCAACAUCUCCAGGAUCUCUGUGGCAGGGAUGGAUGGCACAGUCAAGACCAGCAUGCGAUCCGGCAAAACCUCGGAUAUGGUGUUUUUGAACGAAUUGAAACCAUCCGAUGUUUGACUGCUACCACUACACCUCGGCAAAUCCUCUCCAGUCAAGGUCUGCCGGGACUAUGGAUGUUUGGAGAUACAAGGCAAGCAAUGGGCCUGCAUCUCCGGUCUACCAGCCAUGGGGGCCAUGGCUAUUUGAGAGGGGGGAGUACUGUUACGAGCGUACCCUUGACACUACUUAGCUCUAUGGCCUAG
Letharia columbiana is the source of this 366-nucleotide messenger RNA. RefSeq lists its product as uncharacterized. Bases 1 to 366 code for a protein of 121 amino acids. The transcript has a single exon. The record is from RefSeq and is a predicted model, not a curated record. Lineage: Eukaryota; Fungi; Ascomycota; Lecanoromycetes; Lecanorales; Parmeliaceae.